GCGGCACCGAGGGACACACCCGUCCCUGCAGAGUCCGGCGGCGCCUCAGGGGUUUCCCCCGGCCGGCCUGUCCCCUCCCGGCUGCGGAAGGAACAGCAGGGGCGGGCCUUCUUACCCCUAGGCUGUACUUGCGGUCGGUAGCGGGGCAGCGGGCAUUGGCCUUCCAGUGGCAGGCCGGGAAGGGCUUUCCAGACGGGCGCCUCAGGCUCUGUCAGGCCGGCGGGGCAGCUGCAGCAGGCCUGGCUGCGCCUGGAUCUGGCCCUCUUGUGCAAGUGUAUGUCUGAUAUCGUUGCCUGCACAAAUGUCACAGUUAAUUGGGGAAAAAAAUCCAAUAUUGUAAAGAAGUCUGUCACUUAGUAACAUGUGUGGAAGGAGAGGAGUCAGUGUGAAGCCAAGCCCUGGAUAUUUGAUGGAAACGGGGAAGUGUGCAGGAGGUGGGAGGCUAGCUUAAGCUGUGUUGCAGUUUAUUGUUAGUGUUUUAGUAAGUAAGAUCCCUUUAACAGGCAGGGAUCUGUCAGGCAAAGAGAACAUUUCAAACUCCAUGAUUUUCUACACAAAGAUGAGCUGGAAUGCCCUUGUCAAUCAGCCACAUAUUUUUGUUUGUUUGUUUUGGUCUGACCACUAUGCAGGCUGUAAGAUUUCUUUUUCUUCACUUAGAUAUUUAUUCAGUAUAAAUAAAUGUUGCAUUGCAGCUUUCGGCAGAGACAGCUGGAGACUGUAGGAAGAUACAUGCCAGAGUGAGUCUCAAUCCCCUGACACACCUGUAAGAGGUAGAACACUGUAUGGCAAAGCAGCACUUGCCACAGGCACACCACCGGGUUCCUCUGGCAAGACUCUUCAGCAGCUUGCGGGGAAGAGUUUUAUCCCAGUCAGACAACUGUGCCUCAAAGUAUCAGGUUUUGUGUAAGGCUAAGACAUCUAUCCAGAAGUUGGAGCAAACCUUGUGUUCUUUGCUGAAGAUGAAAGAGAGCUACAGUCUGGAGGAUGGGAACCCAUCCAGCUUGGAGGAAAUCAGGGAGGAAUAUGUCAAGAGGCAAUUCAGCAAUCACAGCAUUACAUCAGCCUCAGAAGACGUGAGUGAAAGUGACUCUGCCAUCUGGUAUUUGAUUCAAGAAUGUGAAAAACAAACACUGGAAGAAGAUGGGAAGCCAGAACUGAUCCAGUUUUCAGACUCUUCUUCCCCAGAUCUAGUGGAAUUUGAACGAUACCUGUAUUUUUAUAAGCAUACAAUGGACCUACUGAUAGAGCAUGGAAUUGUUUGCACUGGAGAAGUGCCUCUUCCUGAGGUCUCCACAGCUAUUUCCCAUUUCUGGCAAGAGCUUUCUGAAGAAAGCAGGGACAGCAUCUUGCAGUACUGUAGUCAGAGAGAUUUCCUCGUGGAUUCCAAGGCUUCUGGCCAAGAGCCUGCAUGCACUGAAGGGAGCGUGAGGGACAGCGGAGGUAACAGUGAGGAAGCCAGUGGUUCCUCAGUCUCCACACCAGAGGAAGUAAUGUUUGAAGAUGCAUUUGAUGUUGCUGCUGGUUUCCUUGACAGAAGCAAGACUCAGGGAAUGUCUAGCCAGAGAGGUGUGAUGGCAGAACUUUGUAAAAUCCCAGGAAGAAUACAGAGUUCAGCAAUUGCAAGCUGCAAUUCUGAUAAUCCAGAGGAUCACCACAGACUCUAUCUGCUGGUCACUGGCUUCCUAAAACGCCUCUUCUUUGCUAAUACACAGUUUUUCCAGAAAUUUGGAUCCAUCUCAAAGCAAACAGAUUGAGACAGUUAUGACAGUGGUUGCAGAGCAGGGAUAGAAGAUGUUCCAGCUAGCUUGAAACACACCAACUCAGGCAGCAGCAGAGAGAUCAGUAUAGGCUACUCACCUUGCCCCAGAAUUUGGGCCACUCAGAGCAUCAGAGACUCCUGGACUUAACAGGGAAAGGAACCCGUCCUGCUUACCUUAUGGGUAUGACUGAACCCCUGCAGACCAUUCCCCUUCCCUUGAAAUGGUACCUGUGCUGGCGCUAUGCUAGCCCAGGAGUUUGGACAGUGCUGGGAUACAUUAUCUCAAGGUUAAAGUCCCGCUACACUGUGCACACACCUUGUAGAAGAUACAGGGGUGGGUAGCAGGUACAGUAAGUACUAAAGUAAGGUGUGUGAUGUGCAUCCGACUGAAAUACAAAAGGCAGCCUAUGGUCUCCUUUCCUUUCAUCUGCAGAGCUGAUGAGGUGAUGGGUUUUAUUGCUGGUCAUUCAUGCCAGUGCUAUGUUAUGCCAUUUCUAGUAAACUUUACAGGUACAAAGUACUGCUGUUGGAUUGUGUAUGGUCACUGUUUUGUAGCCACAGAGCUACUGAGCACAGCUCCUCUUGAGCUGCUGCUCUGGCUCUCAAGGCUGCCAAGGGCAUGCACCCCACUGGUAUAAAAAACUUCAGAAGGACUUGCACAAGAUAAGGGAGGCAAUAAUUUGGACAAGGAAAGGGAGAGCUCUUAAAAGGGUGGUGAUGCAAAAAUAAGAACAGGAGCAUGCUUCCGUGGUACAUGAUAGAGAAAUAUUUCUGAACUUGAGAUUAGUUAAGCAAUCUUGUCAUUUUUCAAGAGCUGUUGUCUUAAGGUCACAUCAUAAGAGAAGCUUAGCAGCAAAGGCGGUAAAGAAUUAAUUUAGACUGAGGUCCAAAGGUUUUGCCUAAAUGAAAGUCAGUGGGUUUUUUUCUAAAUAGUACUGAGCACCUUUGUGUCUUCAAAGGAACACUUUCUUUUAAAAUUAUGGAUUUUAGAUGAGUCACUUGACAAGCAAGUGGGAUUUAGUGCUCCUUAAGCUAUACAUUUUUAAACAGCACCUAUUUUUAAAAGCAGUCUUUCCCUAAAGAGUCCUGCAUCAAUACAGAAGAUGGACUAGAGGGACUGCAAGCAUGAACACUUUCAUCUUCCAGACUUUGAUUUCUCAAGAGCCGCUUAUUCUCUGUAAGCUGGUGAAAGAGAAGACCACUUCCUUCUGUUGCUAAAAGUGGAGCAAAGCCUGAAGUAGGUAGAAGUUAAGGCCUCAAGAAGCUCUCAUAUCUUCAGAGCCUGUUGUGUGACACACUUGCUAUCACAAUCAGUAACAGCUGUCUAAAUGACAGAGAGUGGAGCCUGGUGAUUUCAAAAGGAAAUUGGUUGAAAAUCUGAGCCAUUCUUCAUCAGGCAUCUCAGGCACUUGACAAGUGCUGGUUGCUGAUUCAGAGAGGAGGGAGGGCUCACAGUACAGUAGCUGACACAUCAGCUCUUAACCAAACCACUGUAUAUUUGAAACACAAUCAACUCCACUGGUUUUUAAUCCUGCUUGACUUGGGGGGGGCUUUCAGGAAGAAGAUCUUCCAUACGAUUAUGAGACUGUGAUGCUGAGGUGCACUGAGACCUUCGAUGAUGAAGAUUUCUAAACAGUACCUCUCUUUGCUAAUGUUUUGCCAAGCAGUGCCAGGUACACCAGGCACGUGAAGAGGCUUCACCUCCUUCAGUGAAGCACUUCUCUGAGCAGUGCGUGGAGACACUGUGUUGAAGUGGUUUGUUACCAUUGACUUCUCCUUCCCUCAUUAGUACUUCUUGAUAUAUCAGUUGAGUAAUUUAUACUUUUUAAAAGUCUUAAAGGUUUUAGCUAUUUAUUAUAUCUUAAUAAAUGUUUUUAUCCAUCACUAUUUAAUGUUAAAUCUCGCCUCACAAAUAAACUGAGGCAUGUACAGUUAAGUGACCUUGCCUAGCAUAACCUGUGGAAGAGCAGCAGAGAGGCCACAUCAGUGGCAGCCUGCACACUACCAUAGGAUGCAAGUCUCAAACUGCAACCUGUAAAAAUCACCACCCUGACAGUGAUUACUUUUCUGGUGCUGUUUUUUAGCUUGGGCUGACAAGGAAAGAUGGAUUUCCUCACAAAGAGUGGGAUGAGGCUCUUCUGUCUCUUUAUGAGGACAGCAGCAGUGGGCACCCACUCCCAAAUCACCCAGAAAAGUGCAGGCACAAUAAUACACUUUGGAUUAUUUACUUUUGAAAAGUGUGUAAAGCUGAGUGAUCAGCCCUGUGCUCUUCUUCCAUAUCUAAUUCUUUGAUGAGUAGUGCUGCUCAAAUAGUGUCUUAGAAUUAAUGUGCUGUGAAAAUGAAUAAAAUCCUUCACAUCUCAGA
Messenger RNA from Pipra filicauda (Wire-tailed manakin), 4124 nucleotides. RefSeq names its product stimulated by retinoic acid 8 (gene STRA8). Gene Ontology annotation, biological process: cellular response to retinoic acid; meiotic cell cycle. The transcript is spliced from 9 exons. The coding region runs from base 783 to 1754 and encodes 323 amino acids. The record is from RefSeq and is a predicted model, not a curated record. Lineage: Eukaryota; Metazoa; Chordata; Aves; Passeriformes; Pipridae.